Molecule: messenger RNA, 1089 nt
Organism: Durusdinium trenchii
Lineage: Eukaryota; Dinophyceae; Suessiales; Symbiodiniaceae
Source: the annotation of a GenBank genome assembly
AUGUUGAAACAUGUUAAAAGUUUAGAACUGGGCAAGUCGGUGGUCUGUGAGUUAUCAACGCAGGAGAUUGCGCAGAACUUUGUAUUCCUGCGCCCCCUGGUCCAGCAUUUUCCUGACCAUGUGCCUGGAGGGGUGCUCUUGACUGACAUCUGGUUGUAUCUGGACAGCCUCUUCGACCAGAAGUUGCUCUGCAAGCCAGAUGUACCCAAACAAACACAGGCUGCCAACGAAGCCUCCAGAUGCAAGCGUUUGAUCGGCGCCUUGCGCUAUCUCUACAGGAAUAGCGCUCAAAGUCACAAUCACAAGGUGUCCGAGCUGAAAGGCAUGUUGAUGCCAUCUCCGGCUCGGCGGGAUGCACGUUUGGACCUUCGCAGGGCCAACGCCAAUGAGAACCUUGGGGAGGUGUUGGCUGAUGCUCCCAUGGACCUUGAUGCGGACGCGGACAGUGAGGGCAGCGAUGAGGUUGAGGAGGAUGAGCCUAUGCCCCUUGAUGGUCAACGUUCUGAGGGGGGCGAAGCCGUGGACGACGCCACAACUCUUGUGCUUGGCGCAGGUGAGGAUGUCGCUCCUUUGUCUGAUGUGGACAGUGAUUCCGACGAGGCGUCCUCGGAUGAAGCUGCGAGUGACCCUGAUUCACCACCGAAUGAACCUAGUGGGAGCAAUGGUGACAAGGGGCCCGGUGAUGUGGUUGCGCCAGGCUGCUUCGAAACACCACCGGUGAGGCGUCAGCUGAACAUGGAUGCCGCGUUGAGCGAGGAAAAGAAGGCUGAGCCAGACCAGCCUGUGCAUGAGAUUGAUUCAGACACCACUUCUUCUUCUGCUACAGUUGCCUGCCGUCGCACAGUUCCUGAGUACAACGGCUAUAACUUGGAGCAUCUACCUCGGCAAGCGUGGCCUGCUGUGGAUCGCAAGCACCAAGGUUUGCACAGCUACACCGUUUUGCGGGGAGCUGCCAAGAUCGAGAUCCUGCUUCGAAACAAGGCCUACUACGUUCGGGGGCCAAAUAAGGGCCAGAUCUCAUGGGCCAAACAUGGUGGCCCACAUGAUGCUUGGAUUGUUGCCUGCACCAAGGCAGGAGUGAUUCCUUAG